AACCGCCUCCUCCUUCUCCCAGCAACGGCUGAGCCCCAACAGGCGGCCUCGCAACCUCCGUGCUCCUCCAGGCCGGGAAGGCGCGCGGUGGACGCCCGGCCUGCCCCUAUCUCAGCUCGCUGAGACCCUGCUGGUUGUGAUUCCCGCUUUUGCGAAAAGGCCAUCGCUUUGCCAGGCUGGGAGCAGCCUAUCAUGGAGCGGCUGACAUUACAGCCGGGAGCCGCCGCGGCCAUAGACGAGUACUUAGAAUACAGAAGAAUCGUAGGUGAAGAUGAUGGAGGGAAACUCUUCACCCCUGAAGAAUAUGAAGAAUAUAAGAAUAAGGUGUUACCAAUACGUUUGCAAAACAGAUUAUAUGUGAGCUGGAGAUCACCGACUGGGAUGGACUGUAAACUUGUGGGCCCAGAAACUCCAUGUUUUUGUACUCAUAGGUAUAAACAACAUAAGACAGACUUUGAAGUGAUUCCAAAAGAACGUCCUAUUUAUGUACCUUGUAGGGUGAGCCGAUGCCCAUGCAGAUCUUAUCACUUUGUGCCUCUUAAUGGUACUCAACCCAUUCGUUGUAGAUGUAAACAUUUUGCUGAACAACAUAGUGCAGCCCCUGAUUUUUCAUGCAACUCAUGUUCCAAAUGUUCAGGUUUUCACAGUGGCUUUACUUGUGGAUGUGGGCAGCCAGCAUAUACUCACGAAACAGUGGUGGAAACUAAAGAGGAGCGGUUAGCCCAAGGAAAACCUGUGGGGAAAGAUGUCCCUUUUGCUGCAAUGGGAGGACUAACUGGCUUUAGUUCGUUAGCAGAAGGCUACAUGAGACUUGAUGACAGUGGGAUAGGGUCACCUUCAGCUCAGUUGUUAGAAUCUCCCGUUACCAACACAGACCACCCUUUUUUAAGAGCACUUCAAGGACCUUCUAGUUCCAUGCAAACAAACUUCCAAAUAACAGAUGGAGGUGCUAGUUCAGCAAUGCAAGCUUCCAGUUUAAAGAGACCCGAAGAAGAUGACAUGGCUUAUUUUGAAAGGCAAUAUCAGGAACGGCUGAAAAAAGAGAAGGCUGCAAAGAGGGGGAAAAAUGCAGUGCAAUCAAAGAACCCAUGGCAAUAAGUACAACAAGGAAUUCAUCAUGUUGUUUAAUCAACAUUUCAUAUGUUUGUCUUAAUGGUUACAGUAUGUUUGUAUUUCUGUAAUGAUUCUGCUGAAUUGAAUGCAAAUAAAAUGAAAUGCGUAGUA
This is a messenger RNA of Sphaerodactylus townsendi, 1224 nucleotides long. RefSeq names its product family with sequence similarity 221 member A (gene FAM221A). The transcript is spliced from 7 exons. The coding region runs from base 193 to 1098 and encodes 301 amino acids. NCBI's taxonomy places the organism in Eukaryota, Metazoa, Chordata, Lepidosauria, Squamata, Sphaerodactylidae. The record is from RefSeq and is a predicted model, not a curated record.